This is a messenger RNA of Heteronotia binoei (common prickly gecko), 2285 nucleotides long. It is a transcript of the gene IGFBP4, whose product is annotated as insulin like growth factor binding protein 4. Gene Ontology annotation, cellular component: extracellular region. Lineage: Eukaryota; Metazoa; Chordata; Lepidosauria; Squamata; Gekkonidae. Gene Ontology annotation, biological process: regulation of insulin-like growth factor receptor signaling pathway. Bases 1 to 795 code for a protein of 264 amino acids. The record is from RefSeq and is a predicted model, not a curated record. The transcript has 4 exons. Gene Ontology annotation, molecular function: insulin-like growth factor I binding; insulin-like growth factor II binding.
AUGCCCUCUCUGGCCAUGGCCACGGCGGGCCCGGUGCCGGUCACGCUGCUGCUGCUGGCGCAGGUGGGCUUGGUGCGCCUGGAAGCCAUCCAGUGCCCGCCGUGCGCCGAGGAGAAGCUGGCCCGCUGCAGGCCGCCGCUGGGCUGCGAGGAGCUGGUGCAGGAGCCCGGCUGCGGCUGCUGCGCCACCUGCGCCCUGGCCCGGGGGAUGCCCUGCGGGGUCUACACGGCCCGCUGCGGCUCCGGCCUGCGCUGCUAUCCCCCGCGGGGCGUGGAGAAGCCCCUGCACACCCUGAUGCACGGCCAGGGGCUCUGCAUGGAGCUGGCCGAGGUGGAAGCCAUCCAAGAGAGCCUCCAGUCCACAGAACAGGAGGAGGUUGAGCUCCCCAGCAGCAAUGUGAACCUCUGCAGCAAUCAUGACAAAAAGUGCAUCCAUAAGCAGCAAGCCAGAAAUCGGGAAAGGAUCAACCUGGGGGUCAAGAUGAAGAGCACUGGACUCCUGACUCCCCGGGAAGAUACCCGGACAGUGAUCCUAGGCGCAUGUCAGAGUCAACUUCACAUAGCGCUUGAGAGAUUAGCAGCUUCCCAAACCCGGACCCACGAAGACCUGUACAUCAUCCCGAACUGUGACCGCAAUGGGAACUUCCACCCCAAACAGUGUCACCCAGCAUUGGAUGGGCAACGAGGGAAAUGUUGGUGUGUGGAUCGGAAAACUGGGAUCAAGCUGCCGGGAAGCCUGGAGCUCAAAGGAGACCUGGACUGCCACCAGCCUACAGAGAGUGGAGCCCAAGUGUGACUUGACUGAUAAGAAGCAGACAUUGGGCCUUCCUUGGUGAGCUGCCAAGGAAGCUGAAAUGGUGCUGUUGGAAGAACAGAUGAAUCACCAACUGGGACUUUAUUACCACACCAGGGGGGGAGGUAUUUUUGUGGGAGGGGGACGAGUACACGACAGCAACAUCUGCCCCCUGCGUCGAUCCACGCAGGACGGCCAACCCGCAUCCUCGGCCAUUUAAUUUGGUAGCCACAGAACGGUCAGAGCUCUUUCGUCAUGGACUUUGGAAAUGACAAUUCAUUUGAGUGACCAUUGAUGACAAAAAGCCCUAAAAGCUUUAAUUGUAAAUUCUUGGGUGGGUGAGUGGGUGUCUUUUGAUUGAGUCCCCCAGAUAGACCAGUUUUUGCUUUUAGCUCAAACUGCUGGGGAAUACUUCUUCAAGGGUUUCUGCUUAGGAACUGGAAAAGAGGAACAAUGGAGGGAACCUUCUCUACUGAUCCUUUCCCAAAUCUAAGCAGGUCAAAGUCCUCUAAGGUUGCCAAUCCACGGGUGGGAGCAGGGGAUCCCCAGUUUGGAGGCCCUCCCCCACAUCAGGGUCAUCAGAAAGUGGAGGGUGGGGGAAGGAAAUGCCUGCUGGGCACUCCAUUAUUUCCUAUGGAGACUGAUUCCCAUAGGGUAUAAUAGAGAAUUGAUCUGCGGGUAUCUGGGACUCUGGAGAGGCUGUGUUUUGAGAUAGAGGCGCCAAAUGUUCAGCAUAGCAUUCAAUACCUCUCCCCAAAAUGUCCCCCAAGUUUCAAAAAGAUUGGACCAGUGGGUCCAGUUCUAUGAGCCCCCAAAGAAGGUGUCCCUAUACUUCAUUAUUUCCAGUGGAGGGAAGGCAUUUAAAAGGUGUGUGGUCCCUUUAAAUGUGAUGGCCAGAACUCCCUUUGGAGCUCACUUAUGCUUGUCACAACCUUGCUCCUGGCUCCACCCCCUGUGUUUCCUGGCUCCACCCCCAAAGUCCCCAGAUAUUUCUUGAAUUGGACUUGGCAGCCCUAUUUUCCUCCUACCCGAUCCUAGCACACUCUAAGGCAGGGGUGGGGAACCUUUUUUCUGCCAAGGGCCAUAUGGAUAUUUAUAACAUCAUUCACGGGCCAUAAAAAUUAUCAACUUGAACAACAGUGCUCCACCGAGGAAGAAUGAUUCAGGCCAGCAAAAUUAAUGCAAAUAAUUGGUUUUCUAUUUGAAGUCGCGGCUGGGCCCCACGAUACUCGCUGGCCAGCCAGGCCCCAGGGAGGCUGCUGCAUGGCUUGGUUCGUUCCAGCAAACCCCGAGGGUCACACCAAGUGACCUCAAGGGCCGUAUAUGGCCCUCAGGAUGGAGGUUCCCCACCCGUGCUCUAAGGCAAAAGGGAUUGCAGCCAAAUGUCUGGGAACAGGUAACUGAAUGUCCCCUGCUGCAGUUAAAGCUGAUAUGAAUGCAAGGUCUCAGUCCCGUGUCAGGUACAUGACGCACACCUCAUAAACACACAGAAA